CCUCACCCUCAUCACCACCAUUCCCCUACACAUAACAACAUGGAAGACGAUCGCCACCACACUCUCUUCCGUCAAGACUCCGAUCUCGACCUCAGUUUCACAAGCUGCGCCACCACCACCACCACCACUAGCGCCCGUUCGAGUCUAGCUCGUUCAAGCUUAUGCCUCAGCUUCAACGAAUCCACCCGUCUCUCCUCCGCCUCUGCCUCCGCCCCCUCCACCACCGUCCCCAACCUCCACCCCCGCCCCCACCGCAAAUCCGACCCCAAUUGGUCCGCCAUCAACGCCGCCACCAACCUCUCCUCCGACGGCACUCUCCACCUCCGCCACCUCAAACUCGUCCGCCUCGUCGGCUCCGGCAACCUCGGCCGCGUCUUCCUUUGUCGUUUACGCGACUACGAACACGCGAACUUCGCAAUCAAAGUCGUUGAUAAGAAUUUGCUCACUACAAAAAAACUAUCACAUGUCCAGACCGAGGGUCGAAUAUUAUCUUCACUUGACCACCCUUUUCUUCCUACACUUUACGCCCAUAUAGAAGUUUCUCACUACAUUUGCUUCCUCAUUGAUUUCUGUCCCAAUGGUGACCUUCAUUCCUUGCUCAGGAAGCAACCCAAUUAUCGGUUACCUAUCAACUCCGUUAGGUUCUUUGCAGCUGAAGUUUUGGUAGCUCUUGAAUACCUCCACUCACUCGGUAUCGUAUACCGCGAUUUAAAACCGGAGAAUAUUCUGAUCCGUGAAGAUGGCCACAUUAUGCUGUCUGAUUUUGAUCUUUGUUUCAACUCGGAUGUUGUUCCGAUGCUGGAGAACAGAACUCAAUCCACUCGGAAGAAUCAGAACCAUACUUAUUCUCGUACUCGUAGUUGUUAUAGCCAUUGUUAUAGCCGUAGAAGACGUACAGAAACGGCAACGGAAAUGGUAACAGAGUUUGUUGCGGAGCCGACAACGGCGUAUUCGAAGUCAUGCGUAGGGACACACGAGUAUUUAGCUCCAGAGUUGGUCAACGGGAGCGGGCAUGGUAACGGGGUUGACUGGUGGGCGUUUGGUGUGUUAAUAUAUGAGUUACUUUAUGGCACCAGUCCAUUUCGUGGAACAAGUAAAGAGUCCACCCUGCGCAAUAUAGCAUCGAGUAAGGGCGUAUCAUUUGGGGAUGAUUAUAACAGAACGGAAUCAGGGAUGGAUGAAGCUAAAGAUUUGAUAAAGAAAUUGUUGGUUAAGGAUCAACGGGAAAGGCUAGGGUGCGCCAGGGGUGCGACGGAUAUUAAACGGCACCCGUUUUUUGAUGGGAUAAAGUGGCCGUUGAUCCGUACGUAUAGCCCGCCGGAGCUCCGUGGGUUGACGGUGAAGAGAAGUGGUAGAGCACAUGCUAGUCACGUGAGUUGUUCGUCGAAGAGACGGCGUUGGAUUUGGAAGGGGCUCAGUUGUCUAUUGAUGAAAAGUAAGGGGUCUAGAAGAAAUUUGAAUUGUAAUCAAAACUAUUAUUGUUAUAGCAAAUAUGUGGUCUGAUAUAGAUAUAGUUAAAGUUCAGGGUUGAAUGUAUAAAUUUUGUUUCCCCUCUUCAUUCUUCUUGGAUACUUUGA
This is a messenger RNA of Helianthus annuus (common sunflower), 1577 nucleotides long. RefSeq names its product serine/threonine-protein kinase WAG1. The transcript has a single exon. Gene Ontology annotation, cellular component: plasma membrane; nucleus; cytoplasm. Gene Ontology annotation, biological process: protein phosphorylation. The record is from RefSeq and is a predicted model, not a curated record. Gene Ontology annotation, molecular function: ATP binding; protein serine/threonine kinase activity. The coding region runs from base 40 to 1503 and encodes 487 amino acids. Lineage: Eukaryota; Viridiplantae; Streptophyta; Magnoliopsida; Asterales; Asteraceae.